AUGACCCGGCGACCAUCAAAUCACCGCCAUAGGCCUUUAGGCUUCUCCUCAUUUGCCCGUAAUGCUAAUUUGAUGGCUUCCAAGUCCACCAAAUUGAAGCAGCUCAGCUCUUCUAAGUCAGACGAGAAAGCUUCCGUCAAUUCCCAAGAUGACGAGAUUGAAAAGGGUUGUAUGAAAGGGAAGGGCGUGCUCUCUGAAUCUUCCAGUGAAGAAGAAAGUGAUAGUGAAGAAGAAAAUGAUGGAUCUUCUCUUUUCUUACAAAUCUGUUUAUCUGGACAGGGAAUUGUCCAGCUAGACUUUGACUUCUUCAGCCCAAAACCUGAAGAUUUCCAUGGAGUGAAGGUUUUGCUGCAUACUUACCUGGAUGACCACCAGUGGGACUUGAGUGGUUUCGUGGACUUGAUUCUGGGACAAACCACAGUAGGUACAGUGGUCAAAAUAGAAGACGAGGAGGACGAAAAUGAUGAUUGUCUAUACUCCAUUGUCACUGCCCUAAACUUGGGUCGGUAUAAGGAUACCAAACCCAUCAAGGAGCUCAAGAAUAUUUUGCUUCGAGCAUGUAAAGAAAAGGACAUUGUAGGUGACUUGAGAAUGCUUUUGAAUGAGCAAGCACAGGAUGUAGGACUCUUGGUCAUCAAGCAUGUGAAUAAUUUCCCUCCUGAGCUUUUGCCUCCCCUUUAUAAUAUACUCUUCAAUGAAGUGGCACAGGCGGCUAAACAUGAGCCAACUUAUUUCAAAUUUAAGGUUUAUCUACUGAUUACCAGAAUUUACAAGCUUAAUAAUGCCAACCAGCGGAAAGGUACUUCAAAUAGUGAUAGUGACGAACCAAUAAUAUAUGUAUGGCCUGAGGAUGAAGUUUUUCAUAAGUUAAGCUCAUGGACCUUCACCUUUCCUCUACGAUCUCGGCCAGCUGACGAGGUAAUAUUUAAUCUUGUCACCGUUUUCCUAUUCCUUCCAUUAAAUUGUUUUACCUUGUCUGCCUGUAUUUUUGUCAACAACAAUUUUUUGAAGAACUACAAACCCAUGGGACUAGUCAUGGCCCUAUAAGCAAAAAAAGUUCCGACCUUUCAGAAAGAGCUGCAAUGUCUAAUUAGUGAAUCUUGAGGACAUUAAAAUCAAUGGCGUAGCUGCAUGUCAGUUCAUCCUCAUUCUGCUUGCUUAAACAUCAGAAGUAUGAGGAUUCGUCCUAUUUUUGUUUUUCAGCUCCUUGAUCUUGGUCUUCUAUGUUGGCCAAUGAUGGUGAAAAUCGUUGAUCUUCGUCUUCUGUGUUGGCCAAUGGUGGUGAAAACAGAUCCAGUUUUGUAUGUUUAGUGCAUGUCUAUGAUUUUGCUGGCUAUUGUCAUGCUAAAUAUCGAAGAAUUUCAGUAUUCAAUAUCUGGUAGCAUUUAGUAAAAAUGAGUUUAGAUUUACUUGCGGAGGAGUUAUUUAGAAUUUUGAGUCUUUUUUUUUGUGUGUGAAUUAGAAUUUCAUUGAAAAAAAAAAGUACGACUGAAGAGUCUGAAGUUUGUAGAGCCAUCUAAUAUAGAGGAAGGGUUCUUUUUCA
Messenger RNA from Papaver somniferum (opium poppy), 1543 nucleotides. RefSeq names its product protein BCCIP homolog. Bases 1 to 1047 code for a protein of 348 amino acids. Gene Ontology annotation, cellular component: nucleus. NCBI's taxonomy places the organism in Eukaryota, Viridiplantae, Streptophyta, Magnoliopsida, Ranunculales, Papaveraceae. The record is from RefSeq and is a predicted model, not a curated record. The transcript has 7 exons.